CCGGGACUACUGGGCGUGAAGCACCGAGCACCGCUACCGGCGCUGGGAGGCUCGCGAGCUCGCGGUGACCCUCAUCCCAUCCCCGCUCCGCCGGCCACCCACGGACCAUGAACGUGCUGGCUCCGGUCCGCAGGGACAGGGUCAUCGCCGACCUGCCCCGGUGUUUUCGGAAGGAGGCCGCCCUGCACACCCGCCCCGCCUUCCACCCCACAGUGGCCGGCGCCUGCCAGGAGCAGCGGACGGGCGUUGUGGGCUUCAAGAUCUCCAAGAUCAUCGUGGUGGGAGACCUCUCGGUGGGGAAGACGUGCCUGAUCAACCGGUUUUGCAAGGACACUUUUGACAAGAACUACAAGGCGACCAUCGGGGUGGAUUUUGAGAUGGAGCGGUUUGAGGUGCUGGGGGUGCCCUUCAGCCUGCAGCUGUGGGACACGGCCGGCCAGGAGCGUUUCAAGUGCAUUGCCUCCACCUACUACCGGGGAGCACAGGCCAUCGUGAUCGUCUUCGAUGUCAACGACGUGGGGUCCCUGGAGCACACACGGCAGUGGCUGGCUGACGCCCUGAAGGAGAAUGACCCAUCCAAUGUGAUCCUCUUCUUGGUGGGCUCCAAGAAGGAUCUGAGCACCCCAGCUCAGUACAGCCUGAUAGAGAAGGACGCUCUCAAGGUGGCCCAGGAGAUGCAGGCAGAGUACUGGGCUGUCUCCUCACUCACUGGGGAGAACGUGCGGGAUUUCUUCUUCCGUGUGGCGGCCCUGACCUUCGAGAACAGCGUGCUGGCCGAGCUGGAGCGCGGCAGCAGCACCCGCAGGAUCGGCGACACCGUGCGGAUCAGCAGCAAGGAGAGCGACCUGUACCUGUCAACGCCCCGCAAGAAACCCAAGUGCUGCCAGUGAGGGGACAGCCCCAGUGCCCUCCAUGCUCACACCUCUGGACCAAAGAGGGGCGACCCCGGCCGGCCCCGAGGAGCCGUCCCUGCCACCCCAGCCCCCCCCGGCCCCUCGCCCGCCUGGGCACCCCUGGCUGGGGCGGGCAGGAGCACCGGUGUGGCUGCUGUAGCUAUGCAAACCCAGGUACUGCUCGCAGGGGGAGAUACCCUCAGGCUCCCU
Molecule: messenger RNA, 1103 nt
Organism: Hirundo rustica (Barn swallow)
Lineage: Eukaryota; Metazoa; Chordata; Aves; Passeriformes; Hirundinidae
Gene: RAB34
Product: RAB34, member RAS oncogene family
Exons: 11
Coding region: 108-890 (260 amino acids)
Biological process (GO): phagosome-lysosome fusion; endocytosis
Molecular function (GO): GTPase activity; GTP binding
Source: RefSeq, a predicted model, not a curated record